Molecule: messenger RNA, 393 nt
Organism: Caenorhabditis bovis
Lineage: Eukaryota; Metazoa; Nematoda; Chromadorea; Rhabditida; Rhabditidae
Source: the annotation of a GenBank genome assembly
AUGCGUUGUCUCAUCGCUGGAGCUAUUCUUGUUCUCGGUUUGGUCGCCGUCGACGCGGCGAAUCAAACGGUCACCGUGAAAGGAACAACAAUUUGCAACAAGAAGCGCAUUUCGGCGAAAGUUGAACUUUGGGAGAAGGACACUUUGGAUCCUGACGAUCUCCUCCAUAAGGUGCAAUCAUCGAAAGAAGGCGAAUUCACGGUGAGCGGCACAGAAAACGAGAUCGGCUCGAUCAGCCCGUACUUGCUCAUCACUCAUGAGUGCAAUGUGAAGAAGGCAGGAUGCAAGCGAAUCUCGGAGUUUGUGAUUCCGAAAGAGAAAAUUGGCAAGACCUAUGACAUGACCUAUGUGACAUUGGAUAUUCUCACGAAGAACGACAAAGAGAAAUGCUGA